Messenger RNA from Williopsis jadinii, 963 nucleotides. Its product is annotated as ribose-phosphate diphosphokinase. Lineage: Eukaryota; Fungi; Ascomycota; Saccharomycetes; Phaffomycetales; Wickerhamomycetaceae. The transcript has 2 exons. Gene Ontology annotation, molecular function: magnesium ion binding; ribose phosphate diphosphokinase activity. The record is from RefSeq and is a predicted model, not a curated record. Gene Ontology annotation, biological process: 5-phosphoribose 1-diphosphate biosynthetic process; purine nucleotide biosynthetic process; ribonucleoside monophosphate biosynthetic process. Gene Ontology annotation, cellular component: cytoplasm; ribose phosphate diphosphokinase complex. The coding region runs from base 1 to 963 and encodes 320 amino acids.
AUGGCGACUGCUGUGAACUCCAUUAAGCUGCUUGCCGGUAACUCUCAUCCCGAGCUUGCAGAGAAGAUCUCGCAGAGGUUGGGUAUCAAGUUGAGUAAGAUUGGUGUGUAUCAAUAUUCGAACCAGGAGACAUCAGUCACGAUUGCAGAGUCGGUCAGAGAUGAGGAUGUGUACAUUAUCCAAACAGGAUGUGGUGAGAACGAGAUUAACGAUUUCCUAAUGGAGUUGCUGAUUAUGAUUCAUGCCUGUAAGACGGCAUCUGCUCGUCGUAUCACUGCCGUGAUACCAAACUUCCCAUACGCUAGACAAGACAAGAAGGACAAAUCCCGUGCUCCGAUCACUGCUAAGCUGAUUGCAAACUUGUUACAGACAGCUGGUUGCCAUCAUGUCAUCACGAUGGAUUUACACGCUUCUCAGAUCCAGGGUUUCUUCAGAAUUCCAGUGGAUAACUUGUACGCUGAACCUUCAGUUUUGAGAUACAUAAAGGAGAACAUCGGCACGGAGAACGCUAUCUUGGUUUCCCCAGAUGCAGGUGGUGCCAAACGUGUUGCGUCCAUCGCUGAUAAACUCGACUUGAACUUUGCUCUUAUACACAAGGAGAGACAAAAGGCUAACGAGGUUUCGAAGAUGGUGCUUGUUGGUGAUGUACAAGAUAAGACUUGUAUUUUGAUCGACGAUAUGGCUGAUACUUGUGGUACCCUUGUUAAGGCUGCUGAUACGUUGUUGGACAAUGGUGCUAAAGAGGUUAUAUCCAUAGUUACUCAUGGUAUCUUUAGUGGAGCUGCGCCUGAAAGGUUGGCUAAUUCAAGAUUGAGCAAGAUUGUAUGCUCCAACACUGUGCCCGUCACCAUUGAGAAUGACAGACUGGAUCAAAUUGACGUUAGUCCAACUUUAGCAGAGGCCAUUCGUCGUUUGCAUAACGGUGAGAGUAUUUCAUAUCUGUUCACCAAUGCUCCAGCUUAG